Molecule: messenger RNA, 1296 nt
Organism: Vigna radiata var. radiata (mung bean)
Lineage: Eukaryota; Viridiplantae; Streptophyta; Magnoliopsida; Fabales; Fabaceae
Product: two-component response regulator ARR14-like
Exons: 5
Coding region: 1-1296 (431 amino acids)
Biological process (GO): cytokinin-activated signaling pathway; phosphorelay signal transduction system
Molecular function (GO): DNA binding
Source: RefSeq, a predicted model, not a curated record
AUGGCUGAAAUUUCUUCUACUGACUUCCCUGACUUCCCAUCAAUUCUCAAUGUUCUUGUCAUUGACAGUGAACUCAAUGUUCUUGAUUUCAUCAAGAAAACAUGCAACCAGUAUUCUUAUCAAGUUAUGGCAUGUUCUGAAUCUAUAAGUGCUGUCAAUAUUUUGCGCGAAAGAAAAACGCAUAUUCAUUUAAUACUCAUUGAAGUUGAUAUGCCUGUCAUGGAUGGCUACGAAUUCAUGCUAUUUGUCAAUAAAGAAGGAAUUAACGUUCCUGUCAUAGUGAUGUCUCAUGAUGAUUCUAAGCCUUGUAUAAUGAAGACUGUUCAGCUUGGAGCUUGCGAUUAUUGGAAGAAACCCUUGAAUGAGGAUAUUAUGAUCAAGAAUAUGUGGACACAUGCUUUUAGGAAGUUUUUAGGGGAAGAUAGGACCCAAAAAAAUACUGAUGAGAAUGAUAAAACAAGAGAAGAUGCUUCAUCAAUUGUUGAUAGGAACAAAAGUAAUUUCAGAGAAGUUGAUGAAUCAGAAAAUAGUAAUCCACUUGCCACAGGGAAGGAUCGCAUAGUAUGGACACCAGAACUGCAUACUAAAUUUCUUGAUGCUGUUAAAAGACUUGGACCCGAAAAUGCCGUGCCAAAGAAAAUUCUGGAAGCUAUGAAUAUGCCUAACUUGAAAAGAGGACAUGUUGCUAGUCAUCUGCAGAAAUACAGAAAAUUUUUGAAAGAGGAGGAAGAAAAACAGCAACAACCGAAUGAACCGAAUGAGAUUUCAGGUAAUAAAAAACCAAGGGUGCAUGCAUCAGGAGAAAACAACUUGCAACCUUUGACACAUCCUGGUCUGACAUGUAACAUGGGACCAACAAGAGAGAAACCCUAUGAUUCAAAUGUACAAGUUGCUGAACAUUUUCAUGCAGAACCAACUUUGGUACAUGAUCUUUCUUAUCCUUUGGCAACGUUUCCUAAUAUUUCAAUCACAAACAAUUUUCCUCAGUCUUCUGGAUAUGGAUAUGGACUAAAUAAUAGGCAGCAGCCAAUGAUGCGUCCUCAAAUUCCUUCAAUCAACUUGCAGCCAUCCUCCAUUAUUAUUUCUGAUAAUUCAGCUUCUGCUCCCCAGAAUUACAACUUUCGCAUGAACAUGCCACCUCAAUCAAUACAUAGAGCUUCUAUGUAUUACCCACAGCCUCAAAAUGCAGGUUUCUCAAAUGGUGUUGUGAGAUCUUUUGCUGCCUCCACAGAUAUUGAUGAUCAAACAAUCAAGAAGCAGCUAAAUUCUAUGAACAAUGGCCAUCACAAGCCCUGA